GAAAAUAUCGGACGAAUGUCAUCUCUAAUGCGGCACCGGCAAUAACGACUAUUACACAAGUAACAACGGAUAACUUGAAUUAAAAAUUGACAAAAUGGUGAGACUAAGAAUGCCCUCCAAUCGUACCCUGGGAAACAUUUGCGUCUACGGUGCCGUGGCCUCCAUAUCUGGCGUGAUGUACAUGCGCUGGAAGAUGGAGGAUCGGGUGAAAUCCUGCGACUACUACAAACUGGCGCUAAAAGCUUUGCGGAAUCAUCGAGGAGCUGUGGGUCUCCUGGGGGAGCCCAUCAAAGAUUCUGGCAUUGAUCUGUCCAACGCCAACAACAAUUGCAACGCAGAGAUGGCGCAUUUCGAGGUUUCCGUGCGGGGUAGCAAAGAUAAAGGAACUCUCUAUUUCUGGGCCUCCCAUCAGCCGGAUAGGGGCUGGCUGAUUGACCGACUGGAGCUGGAAACCAAACUUAAUCCCGAUAAGCGAUUUCUGCUUAAGAAAUCCGAAGAACUAACCUUCGGUCUGCCCGAGAGUCUUAGCAAACUGUCCGCCCAGCAAGUAGAUUCCGAUGUUACUCCCUCCGAAACAAAACUUUUAAACGCCGAACAAGCGGAAACGCAUUCAAAGUAACCACGAUUUCCGAUUCAAUUAGUUUAUUCUCAUUAAAUUUGACUAAUUCAAGCAA
Drosophila rhopaloa is the source of this 674-nucleotide messenger RNA. RefSeq lists its product as uncharacterized. Lineage: Eukaryota; Metazoa; Arthropoda; Insecta; Diptera; Drosophilidae. The coding region runs from base 95 to 619 and encodes 174 amino acids. Gene Ontology annotation, cellular component: mitochondrial inner membrane. The transcript is spliced from 2 exons. Gene Ontology annotation, biological process: mitochondrial respiratory chain complex I assembly; mitochondrial respiratory chain complex IV assembly. The record is from RefSeq and is a predicted model, not a curated record.